AGCCGUCUGUGGCCACGAGCCCCCUCCGCCUCUCCGGCGCUCCGCGCAGCUGCCCGGGGCGCGCUCCCCCGGCGGGUUCGCAGAGACCAAUGGCGCAGUCCCGUGCGGCGGGCGCGCUGCUGCCGCUGGCGCUCGCGGCGCUCGCCGCCCUGCUCCUGGGGCAGGCCUUCACGGCGCCCGCGGCAGCCCGUGCGGCGCCCCCCGCGGGCGCCGAGGGGGCCCCGCUCGCGCGGGGCCCCGGCGCGGAGGCGCGGCAGCUCCAGAGCGGCAGGGGCGCCGCGGCAGCGGAGGACGAGGAAGAGGACGACGGGACUCGGCCUAUUGUGGGAGUUCCCGCCGCUGUGUUGUGGUUCGGCACCAUCGUGACCUUGUUUGCAGUGUUCUCGACCACGAUCAUGGGCAGCUACUCUUCCACCCCCUUCGAGAAGAAGCCGAUCGUCGUCAAGAAUAAGGCGCCGGCCGCGGCGGUGGCGGUCCCGUCGGCCGUGGCGCCGGAGCCCGCCCCGUGAGGCCGCGUCCUGAGGCGGCGGCCGCGGCAGAGACAGCCACCCACGACGCCACUCAUCACAAAGGAGACAUCUUGCGGUCAAGAGGUCAGCCCUCUUUCCCUCUAGUUGGUGUGCUGUUCGCAGCUGCCUAUCUGCAGAGAGCGUCCUCGCUCACCUCGAAUCCUCUGGCGCCUUCAGCCGCCGUCAUCCCUCCCUCGCCUCACUCGCGCACGCCCACUCGUUCGGGAGGCUCCUACUUUUCAACUGAUUUUCUACCGGGCGCGUCGCUACAAGCCGGCGUGCCCAGGGUCGCGUGGUCGGAUGGCUUGUCGCAGCUGCGGAGAGGACCGCGAAUCUUGCCAGGCUGGCUGAGGAAGGGAUGAAGGAGCAUGCGGGCGGACGAGAAGGAGGACGCAGGAGA
Molecule: messenger RNA, 909 nt
Organism: Prorocentrum cordatum
Lineage: Eukaryota; Dinophyceae; Prorocentrales; Prorocentraceae
Source: the annotation of a GenBank genome assembly